Messenger RNA from Suhomyces tanzawaensis NRRL Y-17324, 2769 nucleotides. RefSeq names its product Hsp70 family chaperone (gene LHS1). The record is from RefSeq and is a predicted model, not a curated record. Lineage: Eukaryota; Fungi; Ascomycota; Pichiomycetes; Serinales; Debaryomycetaceae. The transcript has a single exon. Gene Ontology annotation, molecular function: ATP-dependent protein folding chaperone; ATP binding. Gene Ontology annotation, cellular component: endoplasmic reticulum chaperone complex. Gene Ontology annotation, biological process: negative regulation of hypoxia-induced intrinsic apoptotic signaling pathway; endoplasmic reticulum unfolded protein response; cellular response to hypoxia. Bases 1 to 2769 code for a protein of 922 amino acids.
AUGAAGCUUCCUAUCUUGUUGACCUCCAUGGUGGCAGCGUCCCACGCUGCCAUCCUCGGACUCGACUACGGCCAACAGUUCACCAAGGCCGUGCUUUUGGCCCCAGGAAUCUCGUUUGAAAUCGUGUUGACCGACGAAGGCAAGCGCAAAGAUCUCUCAGGAAUCCUGAUUCGUGGCGGAAAACACGCCAAUGACCUCGAGAGGGUGUAUGGGUCCCAGACGGGCUCGUUGUGUACCCGUUUCCCCCAAUCGUGUGUCUUGGAUCUCAAGACGUUGUUGGGGAAGUCCAUCCUGGACCCUUCCACCAGACAGUACUUGGCCCAGCACUUUGGCGUCACAUUGAUCGAAGACGACACUCGUGCUGGUUCCGUCAAGUUUGACCUCGGGUUCGCCAACCAGUCGUACGCGUUCACCGUGGAGGAGGUGUUGGCCAUGAACUUGAACGACAUCAAGACCAGAGCCUUGCAGACGUUGCAGUCCACCUCACACGCGAUUCCAUUGGUCGAGGAUGUCACCAUCUCUGUGCCUCCGUUUGCGUCGCCAGAAACCAGACAGUCGUACUUGGACGCCUUACACUUGGCCAAUUUCUCCAACGUGUUGGGGUUGGUCGACGAAGGCACUGCCGUGGCUCUCAACUACUUGACCAACAGGAAGUUCGAGGCCAGUGACUACAACGAUGUUGCCCAGCGCCACUUGGUCUUCGACAUGGGUGCAGGCUCUGCCACUGCCACCUUAUUCUCGUUCACUCCGUACAAAAACGGGUCUAUUGUGUUGGAGUUGGAAAAUGUGGGCUACGACGAGUCCUUCGGAGGAAAGUUAUUGACCCAGUCCAUCUACACCAUCAUUUCCGAGAAGUUCUUGGCCAAAUUCAACUUGAAGCACUCGGACUUGACUCCUAAGGCUGUUGCCAGACUCGUGGAGGCCUCUGAAAAGGCCAAGCUCAUUUUGUCUGCCAAUACCGAGUACCAUGUCUCUUUGGAAUCCAUUCACGACGAUAAAGACUUCAAGACCACCGUCAGCAGAGACGAAUUCGAGGAAAUCAACUCCGACUUGAUGGAGCGCAUCACCAAACCCAUUUUGGAUGCCUUGAACGGCUUAUCGGUUGACGAACUUAAGUCUAUCGUGCUCAAUGGUGGCUCCACCAGAGUUCCUUUUGUCCAAAAGCACUUAAUUGCUCUUGUUGGUGAAGACAAGAUCGCUAAGUCGGUCAAUGCCGAUGAAUCUUGCGCUUUGGGUACCACCUUGAGAGGAUUGAAGUUGAAGACCAAGUUAUCCAAGCCAAAUGAUGUUAUCGUUAUCGACAAGGGUUUCCACAAUUACGAGGUUGCUGUCAACGGAGAAGACGACCCUAAGCUAGUUUUCGAAAAGGGUACCCUUAUCAACGAGGUCUCCAGAGUCAACUUAGGUGCUAUUGCGAACAAUCUCGACAUCGGAUUGUAUGAAGAUGGCAAAUUAUUCAAGACUUACGCUUUUGAAGAUUUGGUCAAGAAGACUGAGAAGUUUAGUUGCAAGUCGAAGGACUCCAAGGAAUUAUUUGGUUACUUCACCUUGGAUCAGAAUAAGAUGUUCGAUUUGACCAGAGUUGAAGUUGAGUGUGUUAAGGAAGACAAGAGCAUCUUGGGUAAGAUUUUGAAUAAGGGCAAGAGCACCGAGGAAGCCACUGUUAACGAAGACGAGGAUGGCGAAGUUAUAGAUACUUUUGGGGAUGACUCUGCCAACUCCACCAACUCCACCGAAACCACCACUAAAAAGACCACUAGGGCACCACCAAAGCCAAAGACUGCUCAUGUACCACUCCCAAAGGCUUCUUAUCCCGGUGUUAAGCCAUUUUUGAGAACAACCAAGGAAAAGCUUGUUGGUAAGCUUGCUUAUUUAAACAGCAGAGACCAGCAAAAGGCCGAACUUGAAAGCGUGAGAAACAACCUUGAAAGUGAUUGCUACCAAUUACGUGCUUACAUCGAGCAUUACGAGGAUAUCUUGAGUGCCGAGGUCGAGGACCUUUCCGAGUACGAGAGUUUGGUUGGCGAGGUUAUUGAAUGGUUGGAGUUUGAAAGCGACGACGCUAGCAUCGAAGACAUUAAAGAAAAGAUCGCUAUGGUUGGUAAGAAGCACAAGCGGUUGGCGAGAUUCGUGGAGAUUCAUUCCGCAGAUAUCUCUUUGAAGCACAUCAAGAAUUUGCAAGUGGAGGGAUCCAAUUUUGUUAAUUCUUUACAAGAAAAGCUUCUCACUUAUGGAGGACAGGUCCAAGAAAUCAGAGGCAGGUAUGAAGCUGAAGGGUUUGAUUUCGACAAGGAAAAUGACAGACAAAGAGCUGCAUUGGCAGCUAAGGGAAUGGAUAAGUUGGAUAAGUUUGACAAAACUUUGGAAGCUUACAAGAACGACUUGACCACUGUCGGCAAAAGUGUGGGUUUGUCAGAAGAAGAGUACAACUCAUUGAGUAAGGAUGAACGUUACACCUUUUACGAAUUAUUGACCAACGGCUUUGCUAACGUAUUGGCUGAUUUGGUUUCUUUGGAAGGAGGCCACAUUGAGAGACUUGAUGCGUUGAACGAGAAGUUUGAGACCCUUUCGGCCAGAAAGAAACAAAAGGAACUCAAAGACAAGUUGAAGAAGUCCAAGAAGGAGGCCAAGGUGGAGGAAGAGCCAGAAGCCGAAAAUGGUGAAGACGAUGACGUAGUCUUUGAGGAGGACGAGCCUGAACAAACAUCCACAGAAACAGCAGAGGAUAGCCAACAGACUGCUUCCGAAAUAGAACACGACGAAUUGUGA